GUUUUGUCGUCUGCUCUACAACGGAAUCCAUAUUCGUAUUCGGCUGUCUCUAAUAGCUGAUGUUACUUUCUGCUUAUAUCUGUGAUAUUUGCUAUAACGUUCAUUUCUGCAAGAAAUAUAUUUAAAUAAACACCCGCACUUUAAAAAUGGCAACUCUUUCACGUAAUUUGCGACCUUAUUUAAGAUAUAUUCGUAACCAAAGAAGAACGUACGCCGAUGCCCCUGGAGAUCAAAUGAAAUUCACUUUUGCUGGAGCUAAUCAAGUAUUUUAUGACCAAGCUGUGGUGAAACAAAUAGAUGUGCCAUCAUUUUCUGGUUCCUUUGGUAUUUUACCUAAGCAUGUACCCACGCUAGCUGUAUUAAAACCAGGUGUAGUUACGGUGUACGAAGAGGGAGGAGCAACUAAAAAAAUUUUUGUUUCCUCGGGAACAGUUACUAUAAAUGAAAAUAAUAGUGUACAGGUUUUGGCAGAAGAAGCCCAUCCUGUAGAAAAUAUUGAUAACUCUGCAGCCAGAGAUAUUCUUAGCAAAGCUCAACAACAGUUAUCAUCUGCGUCGUCUGAAAAAGACAGAGCUGAAGCAGCUAUUGCGGUCGAAGUAGCAGAAGCUUUAGUACAAGCUGCGCAAUAAGCAGUCUUUAAAUGUUACAACAUUAUUCUACAUGUUAUUGAACUUUAGGUCAUGUAUUCAUCACAUUUCUGUCACAAUCCUGUAUAAACAUACAGUAACAAUAAAAGGAUUAUUAAAUUACAAAUA
Messenger RNA from Megachile rotundata (alfalfa leafcutting bee), 755 nucleotides. It is a transcript of the gene ATPsyndelta, whose product is annotated as ATP synthase, delta subunit. Gene Ontology annotation, biological process: proton motive force-driven ATP synthesis. The record is from RefSeq and is a predicted model, not a curated record. Lineage: Eukaryota; Metazoa; Arthropoda; Insecta; Hymenoptera; Megachilidae. Gene Ontology annotation, molecular function: proton-transporting ATP synthase activity, rotational mechanism.